Teleopsis dalmanni is the source of this 840-nucleotide messenger RNA. RefSeq names its product rap1 GTPase-activating protein 1-like. Gene Ontology annotation, biological process: regulation of small GTPase mediated signal transduction; activation of GTPase activity. Lineage: Eukaryota; Metazoa; Arthropoda; Insecta; Diptera; Diopsidae. Gene Ontology annotation, cellular component: cytoplasm. The record is from RefSeq and is a predicted model, not a curated record. Gene Ontology annotation, molecular function: GTPase activator activity.
GUUUUUAUUAAAUCUGAACUGAAAGUUGGAGUUAUUUACGUAAAGGAAGAUCAAUAUUCCGAGGAACAAAUUUUAGAAAACAAUGAAAACUCCAUUCAUUUCGAUGAAUUUUUAACACUUUUUGGCGAUCGCGUGCGGCUACGCGGUUUUGAUAAAUACAAAGGUGGUCUGGAUACAGUACAUGAUUUAACAGGUCUAUAUUCAGUUUACACAAAUUGGCGUAAUAUUGAGAUAAUGUUUCAUGUUUCAACUCUCCUGCCAUAUGAAAAGCAUGAUCCCCAAAAACUACAGCGUAAAAGACAUAUUGGUAAUGAUAUAGUUUGCGUAGUUUUUUUGGAGGCUGACAAUACAAAAUUUAGCCCGGCUUGCAUUAAAAGUCACUUUCUACAUACCUUCAUACUAGUUCGUGUAUCAGCUCGCAUUAAGCACAAGCCAACACGCUAUGAAGUAUCAGUAGUUACACGUGAUGAAGUGGGUGCUUACAAACCAUAUUUAUGGGAACAGUCAGUUUUUGAAAAAGGACCAAUGUUUCGGGAAUGGUUGUUAACGAAAAUAGUUAACGGGGAGCGCGCUUCGUAUUCAGCACCGAAAUUCGCACGUAUGCAGGAACGAACUCGUUCUCAAAUGCUGGAAGAUUUGGUCAUGAAUCUAUCAAAUCACGCGGAAACCGGCCAAAUACCGAAGCCUUAUCGUAGAGGUUCCUGGCGACCCAUUGGUGAGGAUGAAUAUAUCAAAAUGUUGCAUGCAAGAGUUUUAAGAAAGGUUUCAGAUACGCAACAAACGUCACCGAUGGACGUUGGUGUGUGCUGUGUACAUCUCUGUGUGAAGAAUAGUAUGUAG